ACAGCUCAGGAUUUGCGCCGCCAUAUAUCUCAGUCUAAUUCUAUCAGCGCCUAACGCGACUCGUUCUGAGACACCCAAUGCCUAGGUAGGGAAAAGGCCGUGCAAUUCCUUGGAUAAAGGAUGUAAGAACUAAGAAGCAUUGGUACGCCCACCGAUGAUGACGCGCCGUUGCGGGGAUUGCUUAUUGGCUCAGAGCGAUGCGACAACAAGUCUACGCUCACACCGGCAGCAAGGCUGAACUUUAGGAUGCAGUAGCUUUCUUGAAGAGAUUGCCUGAGCGGGUCUCUAUGGAGUAAGAUAGUGCGGCCAAUAUCCUGGAGGCCUAAUUGCCAACGCGAUGUGCUACCUGUGGACGUAAGCUGACAACAAGAGGCGUACAAGUGUACAUGAUCUUGAACACCCUCCCCCUCCUCAAGUCGUUUUCUUUUCACAUGAGCCGGUUGCUAUCGAGCUCUCAGUAAAAAGAUCAUGGCGCAAAGGUCAUUGUACGUUGCAGGCCUUGUGCCACUACUAUUUGCGGUGUUCUACUUCCAACUCGGCAACCUCUCAAACUUUUACAACUAUGCUCUUCAAGCGUUGCAGACACCGUCCGCAAGUGUUACGCGUCAAGCUCCAACGACCGGAAAACCACCCAUCAUCAUGGCGGCAACCCCCGCCUUCAGCCACAUGGAAAAGAUCACGACGAUCACCGAAGGUCUCAUUUCACUCGGCUACCCCGUAAACUUCAUCACUGGGCCAGACUUCAAAGACACUAUUGAAGCAAUGGGCGCAACAUAUAUCCCCAUCGAAGGUCAGGGAAACUUCAUCCUGUCCGACGAAGACCUAGCAACAUUCGUCAGUCUGCAAGGCAACGAGCUCGAAGUCUUUGCUACGACAGCUAUCUUCAUCAAGACCAUUCCUAGACAUUACCGCACACUGCAACGAACCUUCCAAGAGUUCCGUGACCAAUACGGCGAGAAAGAGAAGAUGAUUUACAUCUUCGACUUCACGUUCGGUGGCUCAUACCCUGUCGCCUACGGCGCACCUGGCAUUCGUCCUGACGCAGCGAUUGCUAUAGGUCUGGCGCCAUAUGUGGCGGCUAGUAACGAUACGUUCCCUUUUCGUUCGGGAAAGCACCCAGAUACAAGUCCAGAGAGUAAGAGGAUCCAUUUUGAAGCGCAACAGGCCCAGAACAGGGAUCAUCCUAUCGAUACUCCUGUCAAUGAGGCUGCUAAUGCCAUGCUCCGGCAGAUGAAUGCGACGAGAGAUGUGCCAGGCUUUAACGAGAUGGCGAGUUCUGGGUCAGAUAUAUUUCUUCAAUACGGCGUUCCGGCCUUCGAAUAUGAACGCAGUGACUGGCGACCGAACCUUAAGUUCAUGGGUGCACCCGUAUCCGUGGGGAUCGCAGACCACACGCUCCCGGAGUGGUGGAACGAUGUGCUUGAAGCAAAGGCAGCUGGAAAGAAGAUUGUUGCUGUGUCUUCCAGCAGUGUGGUCUUCGAUACGAGUGCGCUUAUCAAACCAGCUUUGGAAGCAUUCGGUGGUAGAGAUGAUGUGUUCGUCAUUGCUACGUUGGUUACGUCGGAUGUCGAAACGCUUGACUUCGAGAUCCCAGAGAAUGCUAGAGUUGCAAAGUUCAUUCCUCUGGACCUGGCUCUGCCUUACGUAACUGUGCUAGUUACGAAUGGCGGAUACGGCACUGUUCAACAAUCACUCCGUGCUGGUGUGCCUAUGAUUAUCUCUGGAAUUGGACAGGACAAAUUGCAUACCGGAGCUCUCAUUAACUACAAAGGCUUUGGCAUAUACAAUGCUUUACCUCAGGUGACUGCCGAACUCCUGACUGAGUCUUUCGAUAAGAUGAUGGGUAAUGCAACAUAUCAUGAGAGACUUGGUGCCGUUAAAAAGGACUACGCGAAAUACAAUGCGGUGGAAAUUGUGGAUGAGACGAUCAAACAGGUACUCAAGGGUGAAGUGGCCAUCUAGCUAUGAAUGCUGGGUCUAGCGAUGUACUAGCAUCGGUUGUGGUAUGUUCUCGAAGUCAGUCGUCCGGUAAUCGAGUGUGGAUACGGAUAGCUUUAUGGCGAAUAUUGUGAUUAGACACCUCUUAUGCACGACCACGUCGUAUCGCAAAUGCUCUAUCUCACCGUUUCACUCAUCUAUGUAUCCUUCAAUUCUGCAGCC
Molecule: messenger RNA, 2160 nt
Organism: Alternaria alternata
Lineage: Eukaryota; Fungi; Ascomycota; Dothideomycetes; Pleosporales; Pleosporaceae
Product: UDP-Glycosyltransferase/glycogen phosphorylase
Exons: 3
Coding region: 469-1962 (497 amino acids)
Source: RefSeq, a predicted model, not a curated record